This is a messenger RNA of Malania oleifera, 3228 nucleotides long. RefSeq lists its product as uncharacterized. The transcript is spliced from 2 exons. Lineage: Eukaryota; Viridiplantae; Streptophyta; Magnoliopsida; Santalales; Ximeniaceae. Gene Ontology annotation, molecular function: ATP hydrolysis activity; DNA binding; ATP binding. Gene Ontology annotation, cellular component: nucleus. The record is from RefSeq and is a predicted model, not a curated record. Gene Ontology annotation, biological process: regulation of DNA repair; DNA-templated DNA replication. Bases 188 to 1927 code for a protein of 579 amino acids.
UCAAAAUUGCUAUGUUAGCUUAAUAAUGUGCCCUUGUGGGAAAAGCCGAAGCAGGAAGGGCGCGGGUACAAACAACGAAGUUCGGCAUAUACAAAACGUAUAGUGGCGCGACGGUGGCCAUGGCGAGUGAGUGAUUGUGGAGCUGUGAUGUUCAUUUCCCCUGGGAAUUGGUGGCGGCACGGCAGAAAUGGAGAUGCAGCAGCUGCUCAGCAUGGGUUUCCCUCACGACUUGGCCGCCCAGGCUCUUGCGGCCACCGGCGGCGAUUCCGCUCUCAAAGCCACCGAGUGGAUUCUCAAUCUUACCCACAAACCGCCAUCUCCUCACGAUUCUUCUUCUUCUAGCCCUAACGCUAACCCAAACCCUAGUCCCUCUCCGUUCCAGCCCAAGCUCGAUCACUUCUUUCACUUCAAAUCCAAACCAUCCAGUUCUAUCCCCUCUUCCCAAACCCCCUCCUCCACUGGUUCACCCCUUUUCCAACAACAGCAACAACAGCAAGGAGGCGGAGGCGGAGGCGGAGGAGGAGAACAUGUUUCAGUUUCAGACCCUCAAGAAGCUCCACCCAAGAAGCGUCCCAAGCUGCUACCGUCGCAAUCUGUGCUCAGGACGCCGCCCCAUGAACCCUUGUCGGAGCGAAUGCGGCCCCGUACCAUCGACCAGGUGGUGGGUCAGGACCAACUUCUCGCCGCCAAUUCCCUUCUUCGCUCCGCCAUUCACUGCAACCAUCUCCCUUCUGUGGUGUUGUGGGGCCCACCCGGAACUGGUAAGACCUCCAUUGCCAAAGCAAUCGUCAAUUCCACUUCUUCUCAAUCCUCCUACCGAUUGGUUUGUUUGUCUGCCGUGACUUGUGGAGUUAAGGACGUUAGGGAGGCCGUGGAAGAUGCUAGGAAAUCUAAAUUGAAGAAUAACAGGAGAACCGUUUUGUUUGUGGACGAGGUUCACAGGUUUAACAAAUCACAGCAAGACUCCUUCUUGCCCGUCAUAGAAGAUGGGAGUAUCGUGUUCAUGGGGGCUACCACUGAGAACCCAUCUUUCCACUUGGUUACACCGUUACUGUCUCGAUGCAGAGUGCUUGUGCUUAAUCCCCUGCAUCCCCACCAUGUUGCUGAGCUCCUUAAUCGAGCUAUUAUGGAUAGUGAGAAGGGAAUUACGCAUAGCGUGGGGAUGAAAAUCAAAGUGAAUGAGGAAGCCAUUGAUUUCCUAUCGUCAAACUGUGAUGGAGAUGCUCGGGUGGCAUUGAAUGCCUUGGAAAUUUCGGCCAUGACAGCAGUAGCCAGGCUCCCUAAUCGAAGCUCUGCUGUAGAUAAAAAUGAUCAAAAUAGGGUGGGCUUAUCUGGAGCAAUUGUAACUCUGGAUGAUGUGAAGGAAGCACUUCAAUGCAAGCAUCUUGCUUAUGACAAGGCUGGUGAAGAACACUACAAUCUCAUCAGUGCACUUCACAAAUCUAUGAGGGGCAGUGAUGCUGAUGCGGCAAUUUAUUGGCUGGCAAGAAUGUUAGAAGGAGGUGAAGAGCCUCUCUAUAUUGCACGGCGACUCAUAAGGUUUGCAAGUGAGGAUGUUGGAUUGGCUGAUCCAUCUGCCCUUCCCCAGGCUGUUGCCUGCUACCAAGCUUGCCAUUUUAUUGGCAUGCCAGAGUGCAAUGUAAACCUUGCACAGUGUGUUGCUUACUUGGCAUUGGCGCCAAAAUCUGUUUCAGUUUAUCGGGCAAUUGGGGCUGCGCAGAAGGUGGUGAAGGAAUCAAUAGGACAGAAUGAGGGAGUGCCACUCCAUCUGAGAAAUGCACCAACUAAGUUAAUGAAGGAGCUUGGGUAUGGAAAGGGCUAUAUCUAUCCUCCUGACAAUCCUUCAUCAUCGCAAAGCUAUCUGCCCCUGUCGCUUCAAGGUUACAAGUUCCUCAACUGGCCACAAGAUGGUAUCAAUGAUGGAUGACAGGCUGUUUGAUCACCAUUGGAAGGUUUUGAAGCUAGUUACCUAUAAUUGUUUGAUUACCCUCCCGAACAGGGAAGUUUGUCACAUAUGGGUAUUUUGCAUCUUGAUAGUUCCGUUCAAGCUAGGGUGCAAGUAUUUUGAAGUACUGCACUUAUACUCCCCAAAAGGGUCGGCAAGGAAGUGGUGAAAAGGCCUAGAAUGUAUUCCCUGAUCAAGCAUAGGAGGAUCAUCAAGAGGCCUGCUUGCAGGCAUGACAUACUGGCUGUGUGGCUGACCGACACCCAAUCGAAGUCAGGGAAAUGCAUGCAGAAGUUGAUUGUGUGCGGAAUUUAACACAGCAAUGUCCAUUUGUGGAUGUGUGCUGGCAUCCAAGAUGGCACUGAUCAACUGCAGUGUCCAAUCCUUGUUAGGUAAGUGUUACCGUGUUAGCUCAAGCUCAAUGGCUUCAUCAAGAUUGAUGUAUGCUGCGUGUGCUGGGACAAUUUUUACUCGACAAAGGGGUUGUGAGCAGAUCAUGUUCAACAUUGCAUUGAAAGAAUGAUGAGAACCUGCAGCACUUGUUUGACUGUCUUUAUUGUAGGGCAAUUACUAUGGAGAUGUAUAAGAAUGAUUGCUGUAAAGGGAGCAGUAACUGAACUGGGUUUCAAGAGAGUAAAGAGGGAUGGGGUGGGUGCGUGGGUGUGGUAUACCUAUCCUCACGGAUUUUCUGGUGUCCAAGGGGACAACAGUGUAAAUAAUAGGGGGUUUAUAGACGACUCAAAUCUUGGACCGAAUGUCAAAUGAAAUCCAAGUAGUCUGACAACUGACUUCCUUUGAGAGGUCUUUGACUCGAGGGUCAGGAGAGUCCCAAAGAUUGUACUUGAUGGGUGCCUCCUAGUUCGUUCGUUUGGCCAUGCCAGAGAUCUGCCCUUCAUUAAAUGGAGGCUAUCAGUUAUGUUGGCCUUUUAAAUUUGAUCCAUGUUUUGAUGCUGACAAAUCACCAGUAUCUUAUGUGUGCAUUUAGUGUGUGAACAGGUUCUUAUUUCAACACGAACAUAAAAUACCAAAAAAUGAAAGUCAAGACGAAACUUAAAGCGUACACACAACUUGGCGUAUCCCAUGAAGAAAGAGCAAAAGGCGAAGACAUUUAUUGUAUUUAUAUUGUAUUUAAUUUUUUUAUUUUUGGUCUGUAAUAAUGUAUGCAUCUGCAUGAUAUGAAUUGUAUGCUCAGAUGGCUGUAAAAUGACUUUAAGGAUCACCUUCGGUUGACCUUUGGUUGAUUGACGUCAGAUUUUUGGGUUAGUUCAAAACAACCUUAAAAA